AACUUUUAUCAGAUCUAAUUCGGGAAACGCGGGGGACAGAUAACUUGGAAUAACACAGCAAAACAGAUGAAAAGGAAUAUUUCAAGGGGUAUGUAUAUAAGGGUGUUAGAUAUUUCAGUUAUCUUUGUUGAGACAUUUCUCCGAAUUUCAAGUAUACCCCUAGAAGUCGUUACAAAUCUUCAAACAUUAGCAGCGCACCCACCCCACCAUCACCACCAUGGGAUCCUCCUCGCCAGAGACAUUUACUGCGCCGGCGCAAACCUUUUCAUUUGACGGGCUCCUUUUUGAUUUUGAUGGCACUAUUAUAGAUUCGACACCUGCGAUUGUCAAGCACUGGCACAGACUAGGUGCUGAAUUGAACUUAGAUCCUGAAGUUAUUCUGAAGACUUCCCACGGACGAAGAAGCAUAGAUGUCCUGCAAAUCAUUGCUCCGGAAAAAGCUAACUGGGAAUACGUGAGUUACGUUGAAGGCCGAAUCCCCAGGGAGGAUGGCAGAGACGCGGUGGAAAUACCUGGAGCACGACAACUGUUAGACUCCUUAGACGAAGCUGGCGCCCUCUGGGCUGUGGUUACUUCAGGGACCAAAGCGCUUGUCCAUGGCUGGCUGGAGGUCAUGAAACUCGCGCACCCCAAGUACAUGGUUGUUGCCGAAGAUGUGGAGGUUGGCAAGCCAGAUCCGCGAUGUUACCUGCUGGGCCGCUCCCGGCUUGGACUGGGAGAUGGGGCUGAGAUGCUGGUGGUUGAAGAUGCGCCUUCGGGUAUCCGGGCUGGCAAGGCGGCGGGCUUCAAGGUCGUCGCCCUCACGUCGACGCAUAAGAUUGAACAGCUCAAGGAGGCUGGCGCAGAUUGGAUCGUUCAGGAUCUGCGGAGUGUUACACUGAAGGGCUUCAAUGGAAAGGUGGAGAUUGAGAUCUCGAAUGCUUUGCAGUGAUUUAAUAUGUUCCUUUUCCCCUCGGCCCUUUACAUUCCUUUCGCCUUUCUUCUUUUUUUUUUCUUUCUUUUUUUUUUUCAGUGAGGAAUAUAGAUUUUUUUUGGGGGGUCUACUUUCCUGUUUUGAGGUAAAGGACUGAUGCUGCAUAGAAGGGGCGCGUCGGACCGAUGUCUCGUGGCAUAGAUGGUUAGAUUUGAAAUACAUCGGUGUUUCUGCACAUGGUAUAUUCACAGAACAUGCAUCAGGGGCUCGUUUCCCUGAUAUAUAUUUCUUUUCUUGUGAAAUUUUUUCACUGCAUCAUCGUGGCAUUGGUAAUCAGCAGCCUUCGGGUCCUUGCAUUAUUGCAUAUAUGUUUAGGCGAUAUAUAUUAUAUUAGCGAUUCCCAUGUUUUGCUUAUUGUUUCGCCGCUUGUUCCCUGUUACCCACGCCAUCAUUUCCAGAUUCCAUGGCAUCACAGAGAUCUUCGGUCGGCCGCACGAGACCGAGUCCCCUCGAGAUGGCCCUGUUGCAAAUACGACCCAGGUACGCCGCUGCCGUUGUUGCACACAAGGAUUUCUGUCCUUGAAAUCUAUGCAUGCUUUAAGUAAAUCUUUCAGAAGAUCCUGUAUAUUCUUCAGUUCAGACAGCAGAGAAGAGUGUUAUUCAUAUUAAUUAGAAGAGAUGUUUAUUGGAGAAGAUUUUUUAUUAAUUAUACAGUGUCUAUCAUUCUAUGAUUUCUGUUACUGUUGUACAAUUCUGAUAAUAGUCAUUCUUCUUUUAUUCUUCUAAGUAGAGAGUGAACUUCUUUGAAUCAGUG
Blastomyces dermatitidis ER-3 is the source of this 1727-nucleotide messenger RNA. RefSeq names its product glycerol 3-phosphatase 1. Bases 218 to 931 code for a protein of 237 amino acids. Gene Ontology annotation, molecular function: beta-phosphoglucomutase activity; sugar-phosphatase activity. The record is from RefSeq and is a predicted model, not a curated record. Lineage: Eukaryota; Fungi; Ascomycota; Eurotiomycetes; Onygenales; Ajellomycetaceae. The transcript has 4 exons.